Molecule: messenger RNA, 1074 nt
Organism: Schistosoma guineensis
Lineage: Eukaryota; Metazoa; Platyhelminthes; Trematoda; Strigeidida; Schistosomatidae
Source: the annotation of a GenBank genome assembly
AUGGAUUUCCAACACCGUGUAGGAGGGAAGACCGGUUCUGGUGGUGUAGCAUCGGAAGCUGAAGCUAAUCGCGACCGUAGGGAACGUUUGCGACAACUGGCACUUGACACGAUUGAUCUGAACAAAGACCCGUAUUUUAUGAAAAAUCACUUGGGGACAUACGAAUGUAAACUGUGCCUUACUUUGCACAAUAAUGAAGGGAGCUACCUUGCACACACUCAAGGGAAAAAGCAUCAGUAUAAUUUGCAAAGACGAGCUGUUGAGCAGGCCCGCGAGGCUCCAUCUACAAUGCAACCAGAGCGCGUUAAAGUAGAGCCGAAGAAAUUCAUUAAAAUUGGUCGUCCUGGAUAUAAAGUAACCAAACAAAAGGAUCCGGAUGCUAAUCAACAGUCUAUGCUUUUCCAAAUUGAUUAUCCAGAAAUAGCUGAUACUUCUGGUGUAAUACCUCGACAUCGGUUUAUGUCUGCUUAUGAACAACAUGUUGAACCACCAGAUAAACGAUGGCAAUACUUAUUGUUCGCUGCUGAACCAUAUGAAACAAUUGCUUUUAAAAUUCCUAGUCGUGAAGUAGAUAAAGACCCCAAGAAGCUGUGGACUUAUUGGAAUUCCAGCUCUAAACAAUUCUUCCUACAGUUCGCUUUCAAACUAGAAAGUCAAUCAUCUUCUACCGCUAUGCUUCGUGAUUUAGAAAUGCAAAAAGCUAAAGCUCAACAUGCCCAACUUCAGCUUCAAUUACCUCCACCGCCACCGCCACCACCUCCGCCUCCACCACAUGCUAUUGGUCUUCCUAUUCCAAGUUUCCUUCUUAAUAUGCCUUUAAAUACCAGCAUGACUAACAUGCCGCCGCCCCCGCCUCCGCCACCAAUUAUGGUUGGAGCAAAAGAUACAAAGCCCUUACUACCUCCUCCUCCUCCACCACCACCUUCGUUCUCACUAGGUGCUCCGCCGCCCCCUCCACCACCGCCCGCUUUUGGAGUAAAUUCUAGUGGUGUAGGGACAAAUGCUUCUUCAGCACCAAUCCCACCACCGCCGCCACCAACACCCCCAGCUUCCCUUCAACUGAAUGGGAACUAA